GCCGCAAACAGUAAAAAGGAAAAAAGGAAAGCAGCCGGCCGCAGUCAACGCUCCCUGAAAUCCCGAAUUGAUCCUCCAUUUAUCUGCCCCCCUUGGGGUUCCAUGAUCCAUCAACCAUUAUCAUGGCCCAGAAGGUGCUCGCGGCCACGACGAGGCUGAGGCCUUCUUCUUCUUCCUCUUCCCCUAUUUAUACGGCUCUCGCGCGGCUCACCAAGCGCAACAGCAGCCACCGUCUUCUCUCCUCCUCCUCCAGAAACACAACAAGUAAAGCCAAGUCCAAACCUAUCCUCCUCUUGCUCAUCCUCUUCCUCCUGGUUGUUGCUGUCGUCGUGACCGUCUUGCUGUUCCCAGCGCUCGCCAUGUCGUCGUCGUCAGCGUCGUCUGCGGUUGCGGCCGGGCCGUUGGAGAAUCCCAGGGCGGUGGUGAAGAAGGUGCUGGCCGAGUCGCAGCCCGAGGGUCAGGGCGCCACCGUCCGGCGCAGCAUCGGCAGGCACGAGCUCCGGAACCUGGACCCUUUCCUCAUGCUCGACGAGUUCUCAGUCUCCAAGCCCGCCGGGUUCCCCGACCACCCCCACCGAGGAUUCGAGACCGUCACCUACAUGCUCGACGGAGCCUUCACCCACCAGGACUUCUCGGGCCACAAGGGCACCAUCAGGACAGGAGAUGUCCAGUGGAUGACGGCGGGCCGCGGCAUCGUGCACUCGGAGAUGCCGGCGUCCGACGGAGUGCAGAAGGGCCUGCAGCUCUGGAUCAACCUCUCCUCCAAGGACAAGAUGAUCGAGCCGCGGUACCAGGAGCUGCAGAGCAAGGACAUAAGCCGUGCCGAGAAGGACGGCGUCGAGGUGAGGAUCAUCGCCGGCGAGGCCUUCGGGGUGCGGUCGCCCGUGUACACCCGGACGCCGACCAUGUACAUGGACUUCACAAUGCAACCAGGGUCCCAGCUCCACCAGCCGAUCCCGGAGGGGUGGAACGCCUUCGUAUACAUCAUCGAGGGCGAGGGCGUGUUCGGCAGCGAGAAGGCGGCCCCCGCGAGCGCGCACCAUUGCCUCGUGCUCGGCGCCUCCGGCGACGGCCUGAGCGUGUGGAACAAGUCCGGCGCGCCACUGCGGUUCGCGCUGGCGGCUGGGCAGCCGCUGAAGGAGCCCGUGGUGCAGCAGGGCCCCUUCGUGAUGAACACCCGUGCCGAGAUCCAGCAGGCCAUGGAAGACUAUUACUAUGGCAAGAAUGGCUUCGAGAAGGCUAGCCAGUGGAGCUCCUCCACCUGAUCAUCUCGCCGGCGAUGAUGCAAAUAUUACCAUUGCAAUAAGAUACAUUGUACUGCCAUUUUAUUGAUACUUUAGUUGUUUUUCUUCUCUUUCAUUUUUUGGCUUGCUUAUGGUUAAGAUUUGGGGUACAAGAAAUGUCUGUAAUAAGGAGGAAUUCAGUACUUAGGGCAAGGGGAUACGAGUAUAAUGGGUUCAUUACUUUGGCACAGGAGCAAUUUCUGAGGUUUAAUUA
Messenger RNA from Brachypodium distachyon (stiff brome), 1497 nucleotides. RefSeq names its product pirin-like protein. The record is from RefSeq and is a predicted model, not a curated record. The transcript is spliced from 6 exons. Lineage: Eukaryota; Viridiplantae; Streptophyta; Magnoliopsida; Poales; Poaceae. The coding region runs from base 123 to 1265 and encodes 380 amino acids.